Molecule: messenger RNA, 2585 nt
Organism: Lotus japonicus
Lineage: Eukaryota; Viridiplantae; Streptophyta; Magnoliopsida; Fabales; Fabaceae
Exons: 2
Coding region: 386-2542 (718 amino acids)
Biological process (GO): telomere maintenance; DNA repair
Molecular function (GO): DNA helicase activity
Source: RefSeq, a predicted model, not a curated record
UGGAUAAUAGAUUUGUUGUUCCUUAUAAUCCAAAAUUGUUGAUGAAGUACCGGGCACAUAUCAACAUUGAGUAUUGUAACAAAUCCAACUCCAUUAAAUACUUAUUUAAAUACAUCAAUAAGGGAGUGGAUAGGGUUACUAUGUCAAUGUCUGUCCAACAAUCAAAGAAAGAUAAGAUUGAAGAAGUUGAUGAGAUUAAACAAUACUAUGAUUGUAGAUAUCUUUCACCAUGUGAAUCUUUAUGGAGAUUAUUUUCAUUUGAAAUCCAUGCCAAGUGGCCACCUGUAAAAAAACUCAUCUACCACUUGCCCAAAAAACAAGUCAUCCUAUUUCAGGAACAACAAUCCAUUAAGAGAGUCCUUGACAGAAACAAAUUGAGAAUAGCAUGUUCACUGCUUGGAUGGAAGCAAAUGCAAAAUAUCCCGAUGGGUUGGGUUUGACAUAUGCAGAAUUUCCAUCCGGAUUUGUUUUUGAUGAAAAAAAGAAAGAAUGGCGGCCAAGGCAACAAGGAUUUUCUAUUGGUCGAAUGAACUUUGUUGCACCAGGAUCUGGCGAAUUAUACUACUUGCGGCUUUUAUUGACUUAUCAACGUGGAUGUUCAAGUUAUGAAGAAUUGAAGACUCAUAAAAAUCACACCUAUGAAACUUUUAGAGACACAUGUGAUGCAAUGGGUUUGUUAAAAGAUGAUCGUGAAUUCAUUGAUGCGAUCCAUGAUGUAGCUACACAUUCAUCUGGUGCUUAUGUCAGGAACUUAUUUGUUACAUACUUAUUAGGUAAUACACUAAGUAAUCCUUUAAAUGUCUGGAAUAAAACAUGGACUGAACUUGCUGAUGGAAUUCUUUAUGAUCUACGACAAACUCAUCAUAAACCAGAUUUGGUUAUUGAAGAACAUCGUCUUAAGGACCUUUGUUUAAUGGAGAUUGAGAAAAUUUUGAUGGUCAAUGGAAAAUCCCUAAAAGAUUACUCUGGAAUGCCUUGUGUUCAAGUUAACACACUAAAUGAGUAUGACAAUAUAUUGCUACUCAAUGAAAUGAAUUUUAAUGUUGUAGAGAUGGCUCGAUUACAUAAUGAAUGCUUUGUCAAGUUAAACAAUGGUCAGUCAAAGGUUUAUGAAGAAAUUAUGGCAGUCAUCAAUGGAGCCAAUGGUGGUUUUUUCUUUGUAUAUGGAUAUGGUGGAACAGGAAAAACUUUUCUAUGGAAGACUCUAACAUAUAAACUUAGGUCAGAGAAAAAGAUUAUAUUGAAUGUUGCAUCAAGUGGAAUAGCAUCUCUUUUACUCCCAGGUGGCCGAACAGCACAUUCCUUAUUUUCUAUUCCCCUUUCUUUAAAUGAGGAUUCCUGUUGUGGUAUACCUCAAGGAAGUCCCAAAGCUGAAUUGUUACAACUUGCAAGCUUAAUAAUUUGGGAUGAAGCACCAAUGGUUAGUCGUUAUGCUUUUGAGGCUUUAGAUAGGACUUUAAGGGACAUAAUGAGAUUCAAAAUCAAUGGUAGUUUUGAAAAACCAUUUGGUGGUAAGGUUAUUGUUUUGGGAGGUGAUUUUAGACAAAUUAUUCCAGUCAUUCCCAAAGGUAGGCGAGCAAAGAUAGUGAUGUCAACUGUUAACUCCUCUAGGCUAUGGAAGUUCUGCAAGGUUCUAACUUUAACUGAGAAUAUGAGGUUGAUGAACAACUCAUCCUCUCGAGAUGAUGCAAAAAUUAAAGCUUUUGCAAAGUGGGUUUUGGAUGUUGGAGAUGGGAAGUUGGGUGAUUAUAAUGAUGGCGAGUCUGAGAUUACAAUUCCUGAGGAUUUAUUGAUACAUCAAUCUUCUAACCCUAUUGCAGAUAUUGUACACUUCAUGUACCUUGACAUUCUUCAAAAUGUGGGUUGUGUCAAAUACUACCAUGACAAAGCAAUACUUGCUCCUACUUUGGAUGUUGUAGAGUCUAUUAAUCAAUAUGCAUUGUCAUUAUUUCCUGGGGACGAAACAACUUAUCUUAGCUCUGAUUAUGUAUGGAGAGUCAAUGAGGAAAUUGGAAUUGAAGCUGAUUGGUUGACAACAGAGUUUUUAAAUGGUAUUAGAUGUUCUGGUAUUCCUGAUCACAAGUUGGUUCUUAAAAAAGGUGCACCUGUUAUGCUCAUGCGAAAUCUUGACAUUUCGACUGGUUUGUGCAAUGGUACAAGACUUAUUGUUGAAUACCUUGGUCCAAAUGUGAUUGGUGCUAUUGUUCUUUCUGGAACACACAUUGGGAAGGUUGUAUACAUUUCUAGAAUGAAUUUGAUGUCAUCUGAUGAAAGCAUGCCAGUUAAGUUUCAAAGAAGACAAUUUCCUUUGAUUGUAUCUUUUGCGAUGACUAUAAAUAAAAGUCAAGGACAAUCCUUAGCUCAAGUCGGUGUUUACCUUCCAAAGCCUGUUUUCUCGCAUGGUCAAUUGUAUGUUGCUAUUUCAAGAAUUAAAAGUCGUUCUGGUCUCAAGAUUUUAAUAUGCAAUGAAGAUACUGGCCAACAACAUGUUACGAAGAACAUUGUUUUCAAGGAAGUUUUUCAAAGGAUUUACAACAAUUAGUUUAUAUAAUUUACCCAAUUUCUUUCUUUUAUGUUGUGUACUA